CCUUUCCUUCUUUUUUUCUUUAAAUAGGCUUAUUGUUAGAAGUAUCGAAAGAAGGGGGUUGUGGUAUUUCUCCCACCGCCGGCUUUUCACUCGCUAACUUGUUGAGUCUCUCUCUUGGCAGAUACAGUGCCCAUGGGAAACGUUUUAUGACAAUUCUAAAUCUUUUAUGUGGAUAUUAUUUUUCAAUGACCUAUAAAAGUUUUGUAGUAAAAAGAAGUAUCCGUUGUAAUAUAUUGUUGUAGCAUUGUAGUGUGAAAUGUAUGUGACACUCGUUUUUUAUGAAAGAUUUAUACAAUUAAGAUUGAUAUUUUAAGUAAUCUAAAUAUAGAUGCCUUAAUAUCCACAUAUCUUAUUAUCUAUCGUAUAAGAAAAUAAUAAAAAUAGAUAAGAAAUUCUCGGUGAAAUAUCGAUUGUGUAAUAUUCAGAUCAAAUGUGAAUGAGCAGCACAAUUGUAAAAGAAAUGAUUUUUUUAGCGAAGUAGAGAGACCACUUUGGAGGAAAGUUUUUUAAAAAGUUUUUUACGUAAACUGUAAUUUUUUUAACGCUGCUAUUAAAAACGGUCUAUUCUUAUUGUUUCAUAAUAAUAAUUACAUUAAAUCUCACGUAACGUUACUAAAGUAAUUAUGUAAAAAAUGAGCCAUAUUUUUAUUUUAUCUUCUUUGGCGUUUUGAAUUCUUGCGCAAAAGCCGAUAAUUGCGAAGACUGAAGUAAUUAUUAAUGCCAAAAUAUUUUAGCUUUAUGAAAAUUUAUGUUUUAAUGCCGAUCUCAAAUAGAUUUAAACUUCAUUAAAUUAUAUUUAUCUGUUUGUAAUAUUGGCGAAUUGAAAAAUUAUUCUUCUUUUAAAAACCGAUAUCAUAUACAUAGACAUACAAGAUGAUAAAAAUCAAGAUGAUGAAAUGUUUUCAUGUAGAGUGUUUUAUGGCUUUCCAUAGUGUAACAAAGUUUUUUUCUGUUCUGUUAAAAAGCAACACGCAAAGUGCAUUGAAUGUAACUUGCGCAAGAUUGACGAUUCACUUAAGGGAACUCUAUCUCUCAAAAUCGUCUUACUCUUCGCCAAAGAAUCACUUUCUACUCCCGUCCGCCCAUGUUCCUGAUACGCCAUAUGCAUAAGAGGAAACUUCUUUCCUAUGUAUCUUCCUAGACGACAACGAAGACAUCGGGAUAGGCGAUUUCUGAAGCGUGCAAAAUCCUAAGAAACUAGACACGUGCUGAAAACUCGACGAGCUUAUUUUUGCGCAAAGGACGCUCAGUGAAAUACCGCCUGCAAAUAAUGAUGAUUAAAUAGUUGAACUCUCACAGUGCUACUUCUAGUGAUCACGCUCGCGAGAACAUCAAUCGCGAUCGAUUCAACAAGCGAGACAAUCGUUUCUUAUCGAAUAGAAGAAUAUUCAAUUUUACCAUGAGUUUUUGGAUGAAUUGUCCGUCCUCGUUGUUGCUGUUGCUGUUAGGCCUGAGCCUGCAUAGCGCGUGCAUCACGCGAGCGAACGUCGCCGGCCAGCAUGGUGGCCAGGACAAUGGUCACGAUGAUCCUCUGUUGGUGGAGACUACGAGCGGCUUGAUGCGCGGUUUCUCCCGUACAGUGCUUGAACGCGAGGUCCACGUAUUCUACGGAGUGCCGUUCGCGAAACCCCCCGUCGGUCCGUUGCGGUUUCGCAAGCCGCUGCCGAUCGAACCCUGGCACGGAAUCCUGAAUGCUACCACAUUGCCCAACAGUUGCUACCAGGAGCGUUACGAGUAUUUUCCUGGUUUCGAGGGUGAGGAGAUGUGGAACCCAAACACCAACAUCUCUGAGGAUUGUCUCUAUCUAAACAUCUGGGUGCCACAGAAGCUACGUCUACGUCACAAACCUGAGUCACAGGACAACGCCGGUAAUAAUGGCAUGGCGAUAUUAGUAUGGAUCUACGGCGGCGGCUUCAUGAGUGGUACUGCCACUCUGGACGUUUAUGACGCCGACCUUAUGGCAGCGGCCGGCAAUGCAAUAAUCGCAUCGAUGCAGUACCGAGUCGGUGCUUUCGGCUUUCUGUACCUCAAUCAGCACUUUACCAACAGUGAGGAGGCACCGGGCAAUAUGGGCCUUUGGGAUCAAGCUUUGGCUCUCAGGUGGCUGCGCGAAAAUGCGCGCGCUUUCGGCGGCGAUCCCGAUUUGAUUACAAUUUUCGGCGAAUCCGCAGGCGGCAGUUCGGUAUCUCUACACCUGAUCUCACCAGUUACACAGGGUCUAGUACGCCGGGGGAUUCUUCAAAGUGGCACUCUGAACGCCCCAUGGAGUUACAUGACCGGCGAAAAGGCGAAUGAGGUGGCCCGAGUAUUGGUAGACGAUUGUGGAUGUAAUUCGACGAUGCUGCAGGAAAACCCGGCGCGAGUUAUGGCCUGUAUGAGGUCGGUGGAUGCAAAAACCCUCUCCGUGCAGCAGUGGAACAGUUAUUGGGGCAUCCUCGGCUUUCCGUCGGCGCCCACUAUUGACGGCGUCUUUCUACCUAAGGAUCCGUUGGACUUGGUCAGGGAGGCGGACUUCAAAGACACCGAGAUCCUGAUUGGAAAUAACGAAAACGAAGGUAGGGACAUCAGUGUGUAUGUAUGUAUAUAUGUAUGUGUGAGAGUGUUUUACAGUGGCAUUAUUGUGAUGCUAUUUAUGGCCGGUGGCGCGGUUAAGCCACCAGCAUACUAUAUGGCUGGCUUUUUGUGAAUGAAAAUAUGUGUCUACAUGGCUUUACAUGGCGUUCUUUGGAUUACUAGCGGAAAGAUGUGAAAUAAGAGAAUUUUUAUAAAUCUUUUAGAUUUUUUAAUUACGAUUAUUUUAAUAUGUUGAUAAUUCAAUUUGUGCAUCGAGACUCAGUUUACGAUCUAAAAAUAUGAGUAUAUAAAAAUAAUGGCUUGUGAAGAUUACAUUUAUCUAUUGACGCGAUUUUUCUUCUUAUAUCACUUUCGAUUCAGUAAAAAGAAGUUUUUUUCUGCAUAACAUAUGUAUUAUGUAUAUAUGUAGGAUUCACAUGUAAUUAUUAUACAUAUACAAAAUUUGGUAUAUACAUUUGAGA
This is a messenger RNA of Formica exsecta, 3035 nucleotides long. RefSeq names its product acetylcholinesterase-like. The transcript has a single exon. Gene Ontology annotation, molecular function: acetylcholinesterase activity. Gene Ontology annotation, biological process: acetylcholine catabolic process in synaptic cleft; choline metabolic process. Lineage: Eukaryota; Metazoa; Arthropoda; Insecta; Hymenoptera; Formicidae. Gene Ontology annotation, cellular component: plasma membrane. The record is from RefSeq and is a predicted model, not a curated record. Bases 1400 to 2686 code for a protein of 428 amino acids.